Bufo gargarizans (Asiatic toad) is the source of this 3319-nucleotide messenger RNA. RefSeq names its product acyl-coenzyme A amino acid N-acyltransferase 1-like. Gene Ontology annotation, biological process: acyl-CoA metabolic process; fatty acid metabolic process. The transcript has 3 exons. Gene Ontology annotation, molecular function: fatty acyl-CoA hydrolase activity. The record is from RefSeq and is a predicted model, not a curated record. NCBI's taxonomy places the organism in Eukaryota, Metazoa, Chordata, Amphibia, Anura, Bufonidae. The coding region runs from base 1491 to 2753 and encodes 420 amino acids.
GCCCUUACUUCUCUAUGUACGCCACUGGCGAUCGCUGGUAUGGAUUGCAAUUGUUCGGACGAUAAUCGCCUCUUGUAAAAGGCCCAGAGGUGCAUACAAAUCUACAUCCAUAUUUUUUUUUCUCACAAUUCUUACAUUCUUGUGAAUUAGCUCAUAGAAUAGGGGUACGGUCCAGCGUAAUCGCCCGCUGGGUGGCACAGAUGUGGUCGCACUGACUCUGAGAUCUGACAAUCCGUCCCUUUCACGGUUACAUCUCGUGGAUACGUGAUAUGCAUUGCAGUUCCUAAGCGGCUCCCUAUAUACUCUGCUGCAGGUAAAUGGUAUCCAGACCCAGAAUACUCAGACAGGUCAGACACGGAUCUCCAUUUUAUCCUACAGGGACCGCACCACAGUUCUAUCAUGUCUGCUGAGUUCCUUACAGGGAAACUCUACUUCUGAACAAACGAUUUAUACGAUCUAACAGCAUUUAAUGGAAUAUCUUUGGAAAUACUUUGCUUGUCUCAUCUUGUUCUACUUUAUGAUUAUAUAAUGUUUUAUUCUCCGGUCAGGCAAAAUUCAAACAGAAAAGUGCAAACAGUCGUCUGCUAGGGAUUUCUGAUGGCCAUUUUCUAAUGUAUCUUUUCUGACUUCAUGCUUGGUCUCGUGGUUGUCGUUUCAGAUGACAAUGCUAGUUGAUGUUACAAUGACAAAUCGCUGAUAGAAUCUUCAGUGUUCACUUUCAUAUUUAACUUGUGACACAAAAUAAGUGAAGGAGGUGUUCUCCUUUAAGAUGGAGCCAGUUGCCUCAGGCGGCCAAACGCGGAUCAUGUGGCUCAAAUAUCUUGGAGACACAUUUGUGAACUCCCCCCCGCCCCACCUUGUUUCCCAACAUUUCAUGAGCAGCACAUUUAGCCUGACUGUUUCAUGAUGUGCAAAUUACAAUUAUUUAAAGUAUUUACUAUGCUUUGACAGUCGCUCAAAGUCAAAAUGCAUGAUGGGUCACUCCACGAGUCUCUAGCAAGGACACCUUACCGGCCAAUUUCUUCAGGUUCUCCAGCCAACAUGCAGAAACAAUAGCUUCUUUGGACUGAACAUUCACAGUUGCAUUGGACACAUUAGGAUGAACGGAUUAGGGUCCACAGACUGAAGGGGAUCUAACUGCUGGAAUGCUCACCCAAUUCUGAGAAUGAGUGGUCCCCAAGUCCCAUGUCUGAAUGAUGCAGUAGGCUCUAUACACUUCUACAGGGUUGACGGAGACACUGCUCCUCCUUAAUCCCAUAAAAAAAGGUGAUCUUUGCAGGAUAACCCCUUUAAGAGACGUGCGAAGCACAAAACUUACAAUAUGCUCAAUCCUCAUCAGUAAAGAGUAGGGUUCUGUUUGACUAUGGAGAUACUGAAUGAGAGGACACUAUGUCAAUAAAUUCUUGCCUCGAAGCGUGUAUUUAUUUGGUUGACAUUCAUUGCGUUUUCUUGACUCUCGUCUCCCAUUUAAGGCUCCUUGAUCUUCUGACAUGGUUGUUCUCGUAGUCACUCCUGAGGUCUCCUUGGUGGAUGAGCCAAUGAAGAUCCAAGCAUGGGGUCUACCUCCUCAGCAAGUCAUCACAAUAAGAGUAUGGCUGAAGGAUGAGAGAGGGGAGAUAUUUCACUCCAGAGCUUUCUACCAAACAGAUAUGGAAGGGAAGGUGGAUCUGGAGAAAUCUCCAGCCACUGGCGGAGACUUCCAUGGAGUCUGUCCUAUGGGCCUAUUCUGGGCUCUCAAGCCAGCUAAUCCAUUCUUAAGGUUGAUAAAACGUGAUGUCAUAAGAAGUCCUUUCUCUAUUCAUGUGGAUUUAUAUUCCUCAUUGGUGCUAAAUCCAGUUACUGAAGAUUCCCCUGCUGCCACCAAAGUCAUUGAAAGAUGGUAUGUGUCUCCAGGAGUCCAGAGAAUACUAAUAAGAGAAGGACGCAUACGAGGAGCACUUUUUCUCCCACCAGGUGAAGGGCCCUUUCCAGGAGUUAUUGACAUGUUUGGAAGCAUCGGUGGUCUGAUAGAGUUUCGUAGUGGCCUCCUGGCCAGCCGCGGUUUUGCCUCGCUUGCUCUGGCUUAUUUUGCUUAUGACGAUUUACCUCGUUCACUUGAUCGAGUGGAUUUAAAAUAUUUUGAGGAAGCCGCUCAGUUGCUAUGGAGUCAUCCAAAAGUGUCAGGCAAUGGAAUUGGAGUGGUCGCUAUAUGCAAAGGAGCUGAGAUGGCUUUGGCCAUGGCAUCUUACCUGCCUCAGGUCGCUGCUACGGUAUGCAUCAAUGGAACCAAUGCUGUAAAUGGCAACAGCAUCAUUUAUGGCGAUCUCCUUCUGAAAGGCAUACCCUACAAUCUAGAAAGAAUUCUGAUCACAGACUUCGGGUCUCUCAGCUUUAGCAACGCUAUGAACAACCCAAGAAAACCAGAACACCAGGACUCUAUACUCCCCCUGGAGAAAGCCAGAGGUCCCAUCCUCUUUCUCGUAGGAGACAAAGACCAGAUUUACAACAGUUUGUUCUUUGCUCAGGAAGCAAAGGCCAGGGCAGAGAUGUACGGUAAGAAGGACGUGUACGUGCAGUGCUAUCCUGGAGCGGGACAUCUUCUAGAGCCUCCAGGGUCCCCUUUUUGUCCAGUAUCACAGUCCCCAUUCUUACCACUUCCUAUAACUUGGGGUGGAGAGCUCCUGCCACACUGCUCGGCACAGGAAACUAGUUGGAAAGAACUUCAGGAAUUUCUCCGUAGAAAAAUUAAAUGCGCCCGACGCAAUAAAUUAUGAUCAGUUGAAUCUAUUGGAGAGUCUACAUGACUAUCGUAAUCUCCAUUAUCUAGAUUGGUUGACUCAAUAUGUAUAUCUGACAUAUGGUAAUUUUAUAAUUAUAUGUUAUUAAUAGGAUGUGGUAGAGACCCUCCAAUCUUUUUGCUUUAGUGGGGACAUACAAACAAGCCGUAGCUCUCACUCUGGUGGACUUGGACCAUUCAGCUAUUACAUAGAUAGAUGUUUACCUAUUUAUUAUUGAAUACUACAAUGAUUGCUAUGGAAGCUUUUAUAUUAAAUGUGUGUGUAUAUAUAUAUAUAUAUAUAUAUACACAUUGUGACAGAGUGUCUGGAGAAGUAGUGGACGGAGUCUAUGUAUGCCCAAGAUUCCUCACUUCUGUCAUUUAAAAGCAACCAGGGAAAGGUUCAGGAGAGGUCUCUGCAAUUCGGGUCUGCAUAAAACCUGUUUUUAGGGCCUGUGUUGCUGGAGUGGGGAGAGAAGGGUGGGCCCCACUCCAUCCGGACAGUCCGGGAUUUGGGCUGUCACGUAAUUACUCCUCAGGUGUGCUGGCCUGAUAUAAGGCUGA